Rhincodon typus (whale shark) is the source of this 766-nucleotide messenger RNA. RefSeq names its product small integral membrane protein 12 (gene smim12). The transcript is spliced from 2 exons. Bases 31 to 315 code for a protein of 94 amino acids. The record is from RefSeq and is a predicted model, not a curated record. Lineage: Eukaryota; Metazoa; Chordata; Chondrichthyes; Orectolobiformes; Rhincodontidae.
AGAGGGAGGGAGAGAGAGAGAGAAGACAUCAUGUGGCCUUUUCUGUGGGUUGCCAUCCGUACAUAUGCACCCUAUGUAACCUUUCCCGUGGCCUUUGUAGUUGGGGCAGUGGGAUACAACUUAGAGUGGUUUUUUCGUGGAGAGCAAAAGCAACCAGUUGAAGAGAAAAGCAUUUUUGAAUUGCGUGAAGAGAGAAAACUUGCUGAGAUCACAGAUAAGGAUUGUACCAAAGUGCUAAGCCUAAAGGACAAACUUGAGUUCACGCCAAGGGCAGUACUAAACAGGAAUCGACCGGACAAGGCCAGUAAUAGCUAGCCCACAAAAAGAAACGGUGCAUUGGAGCAACAAGCUGUCUUCCAGAUGCAGUUUGUGGAUGCCCAAUGAUACGAUGUGUGUAGGAGUUCAAAUGCUCACUUGAUUAACUGUUUUUCCAAUUUAAGAGGAAAAUUGAAAUGGAGCUUUUCUUGCAGAUCUGCUGUGAAGUGAAAACUGUAAAUUAUCAGUUUAAAUUGAUUCUUCAAGAGUUGAAAGCUCAGAGAGGCUGAAUGUGCUUUAUCCUGAUGAACAAUAUGUCAGUACAAUUUCCAUCCCUUACAACCAUCACCACUACCACAAACCUGGAUCUCUUAACUGGUACAUUUUGUCAUAAUUUAAUGAAAUGUCAAAAUUCUUGAUGUAUUAUGCAUUGAAUUAUAAUGUGUUGUGGUUGGAGUAGGUAAAGGUUUCGUUACCAUUGAAAAUAAAGUUAGUGAAGAAUGAUUAUUUA